Molecule: messenger RNA, 486 nt
Organism: Ascochyta rabiei
Lineage: Eukaryota; Fungi; Ascomycota; Dothideomycetes; Pleosporales; Didymellaceae
Exons: 1
Coding region: 1-486 (161 amino acids)
Source: RefSeq, a predicted model, not a curated record
AUGCCUUGGGUGACUGACAGUAGUAGUCUAGUCUCCACGCAUCAGAGGGGAGACAAUUUGAAGCUCGGAAAUGGCGGUCGCGAGGAUUCGAGUUUCGGCGAUGCGAUGAAAAGGGUGCACUGCUCUGGCCCUGAUGGAGCGAAACAUCAGAUAGAUACGGACAUGCUUCAGGAAUGGACUCUCCUCGCGUUGAUAGCUUCGCUCGUGGAACGCACCGACGCCGUGUCGCAGCCGCCAACACGCUGGAGGUUGGCAUGGGCUCGGAACGCAGCUCUGCUGUUCGGACAAGUAUGUGCUGCGACGCCUAUAGUGCUCUAUGGGGCGGUUGUCACGGCGUCAACCGAGACAACGGAUGGUUGGCUUAAUGAGAGGAGUUGGAUGGUCGAUCGGCCAUGUGCGAACCUGGAGCAUGGUAUCUUCACAUCUGUAAGAUUAAGCUUAAGACGGCUCGAAAAUGCAUGCUUGCUUACAUCACUUUGCAGAUAA